Molecule: messenger RNA, 6834 nt
Organism: Bactrocera dorsalis (oriental fruit fly)
Lineage: Eukaryota; Metazoa; Arthropoda; Insecta; Diptera; Tephritidae
Gene: fru
Product: sex determination protein fruitless
Exons: 8
Coding region: 1937-4795 (952 amino acids)
Biological process (GO): regulation of transcription by RNA polymerase II
Cellular component (GO): nucleus
Molecular function (GO): protein binding
Source: RefSeq, a predicted model, not a curated record
AAAUAUUUAAUUUUUUACAUGAGAAAAAAACUCUAAAAAAAAGUAUGUUUUUAACCCGAGAAAACCCAUGUUACCCCUUAAACCGCAAAAAUACGGUUAUUGGAAUAACUCUGACCUAAUUUUUAUACCUCGUAAAGUCACCCAAGUUGACUAUGUGAACAGUUUUAGCCGAGUACGAGGGGUUAUUAUCAGCCAAACCGCUUACAGAGCGGCAACCAUCAUCACUAUAUAUCUCAGUAUCUUUUUACCACAGAUUCAACAUAAAGGAGUGGGUCUUAGUAAAUACAAUACAUAAAUUACGAGACUACAUUCAGUUCCAAUAAACGAACCAAUUUGGCAAUAUCGUCGCUGAUGUUCACCAUAACAACGCGCCCAACAGUCAACCUAAUGUUCGUUGCUGUCAGCUCGCACACAUACAUACACACAACCGCGCAUAUGUCCACGCGCAUACGUCAUUUUAUUGCCAAUUUUUGGCAAAGUCCCCAACAGCGUACGCGUACGCUGUCGCAGAUGGGCUUACAGCACUAUCUAUGGCUACCUACUACCUAAAAGCGCUGCGAGAGCCUAGCUGGCUUCUAGCGCCGCGCUGUGCGCUUUGCUCACAUCUAAGCAUAACGCCUGCGUCAAUGUCGUCGGCGUCAUCAACGGCAUUGUCAACGCCUUCCGAAGCGCUGACGUCGCCGCUUUAUGCCGCACCGCGCCACGUCGCGCCCUACUGCCGAUCGUUGUUUGCAGAAUUUCGUUUUCGCAUGUGGCCCACACAUUGUUAGCAGUCAGACGCGCUGCUGCUCGCUCGCUAGCUUCAAAUAUGCUUUAGGUGCGCGCGCGUCUGUGUGUGUGUGUGCUUUUAUGCGCGUAUAGUUUGCUGGUAGGUAGGUACAUACCUACGCUGCUCCUCCACAGCGCCCACUGCGUUGAUAGCAAUUUUUUAUAUGUAUAUUUCUUAUUACUAUAUUGCUGUUGUUGUUGUUCACUUCAUGUUUUUCGGUAUUUUAGGUUUUGGAUUUGGCGAGCGCGCACUCGUGUAUGUGUGUGCGCGCGUGUAUGUUCGUUUUCUGCGAUCGGUAUCAAGGUUUUUGGCAAUUCAGUUCGCGGUUGCGACUUUAGUCGGUUGGUCGGUUGUGUUGUGUUGUCAUCGUCGUAAUCGUUAUACUCGACGCUGAUUAACAUUGCGUUUGUCUUCAAUCGUUUUUGCUUUCGUUCGCAAAAUAUUGAUAAUAGUGCAACGCAGAUUUUAAGCUCCUCCAAUCGAUUUUUCCUCAAGUGUGCCAAACUUAGAAUUUUCCUUCCUUCCAGCAAACAAUAGUGCCUUAAAUUUUACUUAUAAUUAGUAAUAAAAUAAAAUUCACAACCAAAAACCAAUUAACCUGAACUCGGAGAAUACGGAAAAUCAACCAAAUAUGCGUUACAAAUGAAAAACAACAACAAAGAAAACACCACUCUAACCCAUGUACAUAUUAUAUACAAUAAAAAUGUAUUGGCUUGAACAUAAUAAAUUUGCUGUGAAGUUGUAGUAGAAGUGUUCUUGAAGAUUGCUGCAGUUAUAAGAAAAUAAGAAACACACACACAUAUAUAUAAAUACAUACAUACAAAAUCAAAAAAUUCAAAACAAAGAAACCAAAUUUGCCAAUUAUUAUUUUAAAUAAAAUAAAAUUUGAAAUCAGAAAGCAUAUCACAAAUCUCAGCAUAAAAGUAACCAAGAAUACCACAAAAUAUUUCAAUUGGCUCACCAACACACCCACACAUUGGAUUACUUUUAAUUGGAUUACAUUGGAUUUAUCUACAUAAAUUUAUUGAAAACAAGUCGACAGAGAAAACCUACACGCUGGCUUACAACAACGACGAGAGCUCAGUGCAAGAAACCCUCUCACAACUGGAUUACUACGCCUAUUGGUUGACACACUGUUUGGGAAGAUACCACACUGACCAAGGAGCUAUGGACCAGCAAUUCUGUCUACGCUGGAACAAUCACCCGACGAACUUAACUGGCGUGCUAACCUCGUUGCUGCAGAGGGAGGCACUAUGUGAUGUGACGCUGGCAUGUGACGGUGAAACAGUCAAGGCGCAUCAAACGAUUCUAUCAGCAUGCAGCCCAUAUUUCGAGACAAUUUUCCUGCAAAACCGCCAUCCACAUCCCAUCAUCUAUUUAAAAGAUGUCAGAUACUCAGAAAUGCGCUCCCUGCUCGACUUCAUGUACAAAGGCGAAGUCAAUGUCGGUCAGAGUUCGCUGCCGAUGUUCCUCAAAACAGCCGAGAGUCUACAGGUUCGUGGUCUAACGGACAAUAACAACCUCAACUAUCGCACGGAACACCGCGAUUCGCCCAUAUCCUCGCCCACCGGCCGUACACCGUACAGUAGUGGCGGUCUCGGUGGUGGCGGCAGCGGCGGUAGCGAAUGUGAGCCACGCGAACGCGAUCAACAGUUACGUGGCCGUGCCACCGAACGCGAUAUGCGCGACGAAAUGCAUUCACAUCGCAGCAGCAGCAGUUUGAGCGAACGCAAUGCCGCCGCCGCCGCUGCAGCAGCAGCAGCUGCCACCGCCAAUGUGGGCAGUGUGAGUGCCAGUCUACAAUCCGCUGCAGCAGCUUUGGGUUUGGGAGAACGUUCGCCAAUCACAGCAGCCGCAAUGGCGGCCGCAGUAGCGGCUGCGGCUACGCGUAGUGCCAGCGCCGAUCCACUCGGCGGUUCGACGAAUACAGCCUGUUCUGGCGGUAGUAUCAGCGGUGCUGGUGGCAUAUUAAACAGUCGCAACAGCGAUGCGAAUAGUGAGCGUAGUGUUAGCGGUGGCGGUGGUGCUGGCAAUGGGGGCAACAGUGGCGAUCGCAGCAGCAGCAUUGGACGCGAACGCGCCGAUAGUCGUGAUGAACUCAUGCAGCUAGACUAUAGUAACAAGGAUAACAGAGAUCGUGAUAGAGAGAUGUCCACCACGCCGGUGGAGCAUAUAGGUAGUAAUAAGCGAAGACGUAAGAACUCAUCCAACUGUGAUAAUUCGUUGACCUCGACGCAUAACGCAAAUGUACAGGACAGGCACUACACUCAGGAUUCUCAGGCAUCCUCGCGCAGCAAUUUCAAAUCGAGUCCCGUGCCAAAAACUGGCAGCACGUCUGAAUCGGAGGAUGCCAUCAUCACAGGUGUUGGCGAACGGCGCGAUUCACCACUCUCCGUCAGUCAAUUGAGUAUGAGUGGUGGCGGUCUAGGUGGCGUGGGUAGCGGUAGUGUUAGUGCGAUUCCCAGUAGUAUUGGUCUCAGUCAUGCGCUUAGUAUUAAACAAGAAUUAAUUGAAGCACAACAACAACAGCAACAGCUGCAACAACAACAACGUGAGACUCAUGUACCUUUGCCAACCGAAUACUUGCCGCCCGGUGCACUGAAGCUACACUCCGAGGAAAUGUCUCAACUAUUAUCCUCACAUGGUCUACAGCAAGAGAGUCGAGAGGAUCAGAACGAUGGUAAACAGCUACCGCUGGAUCAGUCGGACAACAUUGAUGGUGAUGAUGGUGUUGGUGGCAAUGACAUGCGCGUUGAAGCAAACCGAAAUCAUGCCGACAUUAGAGCAGACGAUGACGUUGCCAAUAUGAAUGAUGACGAUGAGGAAGACAAUGAUGACAAUGAGGCGGGCGUUGAUGAUGACACCGUGGACGUGCAUCGUCACAUUGCCUAUCGCCAUAACAGACGACGUGUUAUACGUGCAACAGACGGCAUGCAAGCGCUGCAAAGCGUCACCGAGCAUAUUGAUGUUGUUCAUGACGAGAGUCACGCGCAGGAUUUGUGCGGCGAUGAUGAGGAUUACGAUUACGACAAUGAUUGCCAUAGCGAUUGUGAUCACAAGAUAUUGGACAGCAACUACAAUUGUCACUACAAGCGUUGCAGGCAAGAGGCGGCCAUGCGCAGCCAGCAACAACAGUUGUACGAGCAGCAUCAGCAACACCAGCAAAAGCAUUUGCAGGCGCAACACUAUCAUCAGCAACAUGUUGCCGAGAUGAUGUUGCACGCACGAAACGGUCCGCUGAACGAUGUUAUUGCGCUGACGACGACGCCGCCGCAGCCCACAUUGUCAACACAUCGUCACAUGCAUCCACAAACCGUUAUUAAUCUUGGCCGCUGUAGUAAUGCUCUGGAUGCGCUUUGCUCUGCCGAGGCUGCUGCUGCAGCCGCAGUGGCAGCACUCUCGCCUGCUUCCUCGAAUGCGUCGGCAGCAUCGGCAACACUACAGAAACAGCAGCAACAACAGCAACAAUUUGCGUACGCACAGCAACAACAUGCUGCUGCAGUCAACUAUCAGCAACAACAACAGCAACAACGUCAACAACACGCGUUAGCAACUGCUGCCAACUUGGCACAGCACCGACAUAGUCACCAUCAUCAACAGCAGCAGCAGCAACAACAACACCAUUUGCAAAACAUCCAUACACAAGUGAACAACGCCAACGACAACAACACCACACAAUUGCAACUAAUUGCCACGAACUCCAACCCAUCCACCGUUGACAACAAUAGCGCAAACGCGGCCGCCGCCGCUGCAGCAGCAGCCGCUGCCAAUCGUCGUGACCACAAUAUCGACUACUCCACGCUCUUCGUGCAAUUGUCCGGCACGCUGCCUACGUUGUAUCGCUGCGUUAGCUGCAACAAGAUCGUGUCGAAUCGUUGGCAUCACGCCAAUAUUCAUCGGCCUCAGAGUCAUGAGUGUCCUGUCUGCGGGCAAAAGUUUACGCGUCGAGACAAUAUGAAAGCCCACUGUAAAAUAAAGCACGCCGACAUUAAAGAUCGUUUCUUCAGUCAUUAUGUACAUAUGUGAUCAAUUUUUUAUGUGGUCAAAUAAGCAGUUAAACUAUUUAUCAAAUCCGAUUAAUGACACACAAACACCUAACAAAAACUCAACAGGCUCACACACCCCAAAGGACACACAAAGCGUAAUGACAUUGAUUUGCUCCGACAAAGUCCGCACAUUUCGAUUUAAUUUCAUCACGACUGAACUACUCCCUAUAUAAAUACAAGAAGUGCGGUUAUUAAGGCCGGCGACUUAAAGUAGCUUUACCGGUUUCAUAAAUAUACAUAUAUGAAAGGCUUAAUUUUGCCUAUAUUUAGGCGCCAAGUGCAAUAAAACGGGCGGUAGCUCAUGAAACUUGAUUCAUACCUUUGGGCAUUAUGCUCUGAACUAUAUAUUUUCAAUGUGCUUAAGUUGUCAGUCAAUAAAUAGCUGUGCAGUUAGACGGAAAAUGAGCUUUCCAUUCAGCUAUGCACUAAUCCAUGCUGUCACUAAAAAAUAUCAAGUUAAAUCCAAAAAUGUCGGAAAGGAAGCAUAGCUUUAGGCAUUUUUCUUUAAAAUACCAGUAAAUAAGCAUAUCUUUCAGCGGGUCAAAUAUGCACUAAUCAUGCUGUCUCCAAAAAGUAUCAAGUAAAAUGCAAAAAUUUCUGAAAAAACGCAUACCUUCAAGCAUUUUUCUUUGAAAUAUAAGGAAAGCAGCAUAUCUUUAGGCAUUAUUCCUCGAAGUUGCCAUUGUUUAUUUAAUUUUUAUACUUUAAUAGACAUUUAUUAAAUAUAAUAUCUUUUUUUCUGCCAGAUCUAGGCGUUUUCUGAAAAGUGUUCUGUGGGAGGUUGUUCUAAUAUAUAUUGAAAAAAAGAUAAUAAUAUUAAAUAUCUGCCACUCUUGAGAUUUUUUAAAAACAAACAGAAGCUAUUAAAAUAAAAAAUAUUCGGUGUUUUCUGAAGAGCGUUCUGUGAGACGUUGGUCUAAUAUACAUAUAUGGACAAAACAAUCUUCUAUUAGCACCCGCCUAUAGGUAGGCGAAUUGACAAAUUUAUUUCCGGAAGGAAAAGAACGCUUUCUCUCGCUUAAGCUUAGCGGAGUGAAGUGAACCCAAUUUUCUCAGUAAAUUUUAGCCAACCAAGCUCCUUUUUUUGCAUAAAAUAUUAAUUAACUCUUACCAAUCAAUAAGAAUCAAUAAGAAAUGUUACUUAUGUUGGCGAUAUAAGUUCGGUUGCCUGCCUUAAUGAGCACUUCAAAAUUGUGUACACACUAAAACAAGCUAUACAUAAACUAAAUACUGUAGUACAUUUCAAUAUUUUCUUAGCAAGCAAAUAAGAUAUCUUUAAAUUUUCCUCAUAACUAUACAAAAUGUAUGUAUUUAUUAUAUAUGUAGUUGUAAAUCUAAAAAAAAAAAACACAGCAAGAAACCAAAGAACUCACCAAAAAUCCCUACAAAUAUUAUAUGUAUCAUAAAACUAUGAUGGAUUUUCGUGUAAUCUGAAAGUAAUUAGAAAAAAGUCAGUUUAAUUAAAACUUCAACGACAAAGCGAUUGUAGCAAAACAAAGUACGAGUAUUAACCCACCCGAGCAAAUUGUGGAUUCUUUAGUAGACUGUAGUAUUGCAUAUUUACCAUUAGUAUUUAUUUUUACUAAGCGAAAGUGGACACCGAGUUAAAGUGAACAUUUAUCAAAUAUAUAUUUUUUUUUUCUUAUAUUAGCUGUUACAUAAAUAAUUUAAAUUUCAUGUAGACGCCAAUAAACAAACAAUUAUUACUUUUAUCUCGCGUAUGACUCAUGAUGUCAUAUAUUGAGACGAAUCUGUACCGUUAAGCGCUGAUAAUCUUUGUAGUAUUUUUUACCAUUUCAAUACCUUUGAGAAAUAUUUGAACAAAGCAAAGCAAGUAUUAUGUAAUUUAGUAAUUCCAAAACGAUAGCGAAAGCGAACGCGAUAAGUUAACACUUCUAGUAGUGAGUCAAGAUUAACACUUUAAGUCCUGCCAUAUUUAGUUUUUAGUAAGUUAAUUGCAAAUUGACUGUUUAGUUGAAUUUAUUAAUAAAAUAAAUGUUUUCUGCGUAUAAACAAAGA